Molecule: messenger RNA, 181 nt
Organism: Ambispora gerdemannii
Lineage: Eukaryota; Fungi; Glomeromycota; Glomeromycetes; Archaeosporales; Ambisporaceae
Source: the annotation of a GenBank genome assembly
UUUAAAUGGUAAAAUUACUAUUGAGUAUUAUAACGAAGAAGACCAGUCUGGUUUAACCAAAACUCAACCAGUAGCGGGCAGCAACCCAGAAUUGAGCGAAAACAGUCGCCCAGGAGCCAACAUGAGUGGUAGAACUGUUUCUAGAGAAAACCCGGCAGAUAAUAAAUUACUUGUCAAUUGA